Molecule: messenger RNA, 1056 nt
Organism: Penicillium vulpinum
Lineage: Eukaryota; Fungi; Ascomycota; Eurotiomycetes; Eurotiales; Aspergillaceae
Exons: 1
Coding region: 1-1056 (351 amino acids)
Source: RefSeq, a predicted model, not a curated record
AUGCUCGACAAACUAGUGCCAGCAGCCGUUUUUGCUGGCCUGAGCACCAUUGGCCUCUGGCAUUCUGUUCCAUUGACCGGAAUCACCCCUUCCAAUUCUAUUGUUUGGCGUACCCUCAGCUCCUUUGAAAUUGCAUAUACCAUUCACGGGUUACGCCGAGUUCAUCCUUUCGUCUUCCCCCAUGACGACGCAGUCUCAGAGCACGACCUUCUCCUACAAUUUUCCCUCGAUUCUCAACAGUACAAAAAUGCCAGGCUGGCCCUGAAACACUCGGCUGAAGCAGCAUCACUGCAAAUAAAUAUUCCAGGAGUCACAGAGUCAAUUUCCAACACAAGUGACACUGUGAUGCCAAUUUCGUUCGAAUUGAACAACAGCUCGGACACUGUGAUGCCAACUUCGUUCGAAUUGAACGACAGCUCGGUGGCUGCACAAAGUGAACAAGGGCCGCAACAACCCAAUCAAGCCAACAACGACAACAGCAUGCUUUAUUUUACUAUUCUGGGUAGUCUAUUUAUUAUUAUUUGCGCAUUGCAGCUGAUGGGCCUUGUGACGGCAGGCAGAAUCAGGGAGAGCGUUGAGGACAUGCAUCACGAUUAUUUGAACCGAAUGAAGGGUAUCCAAGAACGGUUCAGCAUUUUGGUGUUAGAGAUCCGAGAACUUCGAAGGGAAAAUGAGCAAAUCCGGCCUAUUUUCGUUCAGCUCGCGCAGGCCAUUGGAGACUCCUCGAAUGACCUCCAACGUUGUUUGAUGCAUAUUGUGGGUAUGAUGGAAGACAAAUACACGUCUAGUAUGAUGGAAAUUGAUUCCAAGUUGGAAGAGGUUAGUCUACAACAUCAGGAUCUGAUGAAAAAUACUGAAAGUUUCCCUCAGAUUCCGAGGCAGUUAGCUUGGAUUAACAUACUAAUCGCGAAAACCAUGUCCGCUGACAUACUCGAUGAAUUACGUAUGGACCAGCCCGGGUUUGAUUUGAACCCUACCCCCGAGCAGAUGAAUGAAGCUUCGGAUCAGAAAGGAAAAGGAGUCCCUGUCCAGCGCAAUGGUCAGAAGGUGGCAUAG